AUGGCGUUUCCAACGCCAACUGCCACGAAGCUAAUUGCCGCCAGCCGCAAGGAGAGCUCGCACUACACUCUCGUCAAGCUACCAGAGUUCGAAAGCAGCGAAGCUAGCAACGUUUUCCUUGGAGGUGACGGCUCAGUGCCGCCGAAGAUAGCGGCCCUUGACGUUGCCAAAGUCGGCACGGAGCCUGUCAGCGUUCUCGUGAUCACUUCUCGCGGCCCAUUCUCCGGCACCGUGCUGCCAGACGUGGCCUCGCUCAGGCUUCGUGGCUCAGAACUCUUCCAGACCGUUCACGCCGUCAUACUAUCAGAUUCAAUCGAGCCGGGCGACCAUGGCUCUGCGGGCGACAAUGGGCGGCGGAAGGACGAUGUCAAACAAAACCGGCUGCCCGCAACAGAGUUGAAAAAAUGGACCAAGGAGAUCACAGUAACGCCUCUCUACGCACGGGUGAUGCAGGCCGAGUCGGAUUCGGAAUCAGACUAUGAUAACGACGUGGAUGACACUGACGAGGAGCCGGAAGAUGAGCCGUCAUCGGCAACAUCUAUGAGUGCCAUGACAGACCAGCAAGCCAAUCUUGAGGUGGAAAAUGAGAAGCUCCGACAUCAAAACCAAGAGAUGAAGCGCGAGAUGAGAGUCCUGGAAGGCGACAUUGAUGUGCUCAUGGAAGACAGAGAAGAGCUUAAACAGGAGUUAGAACACCUUCGCAGAAGACUUCGGGAGCAAGAAGAACCAGUACUUGGCUAA
This is a messenger RNA of Diaporthe citri, 741 nucleotides long. RefSeq lists its product as uncharacterized. The coding region runs from base 1 to 741 and encodes 246 amino acids. The transcript has 2 exons. The record is from RefSeq and is a predicted model, not a curated record. NCBI's taxonomy places the organism in Eukaryota, Fungi, Ascomycota, Sordariomycetes, Diaporthales, Diaporthaceae.